CACAUGCAUAUUUGCUUUAACUAUUAUUAUCUUUCUCUAAACAUAUAUCUUUUUCUGAUCUUUCAUGACAUCGAAUGGUUAUAGCACGAUCAGGAGGCGUUUCAAAACCACGAAGACAAGCACCUGUCUUCCAAGGCAAAGUCAUUACGAAAAAGAAACAAAAGCUUCAUGACAGAGCUAUAAAGAUGGAAAAGCGCUAUUUGCAUCAAAAGGGAUAUUUGGAAGCUCCUGAAGAAGACAUGGAAGAAGCAAAACUAAAAUGAAAGGAUAGAUGCGAGUGCACUUGUCGUGUCUCAAAAGCAAAAGGUGGUUGUCCAAGUUCCUGCUGAAGUUUUGCAAGCUGCUGCAGCAGGACCUGGUACCACUUUGGGUCAACCACGUUAAAACAAUCAACUACUACUACUACUACUACGAAACACGACGAACACUACGCAGAAAAAAAAACAUACAGGCAUUCU
Zychaea mexicana is the source of this 458-nucleotide messenger RNA. RefSeq lists its product as uncharacterized. The transcript is spliced from 4 exons. Lineage: Eukaryota; Fungi; Mucoromycota; Mucoromycetes; Mucorales; Lichtheimiaceae. The record is from RefSeq and is a predicted model, not a curated record. Bases 75 to 263 code for a protein of 62 amino acids.